Messenger RNA from Aspergillus chevalieri, 1095 nucleotides. RefSeq names its product phosphotransferase family protein. The transcript has 3 exons. The coding region runs from base 1 to 1095 and encodes 364 amino acids. The record is from RefSeq and is a predicted model, not a curated record. Lineage: Eukaryota; Fungi; Ascomycota; Eurotiomycetes; Eurotiales; Aspergillaceae.
AUGGCUGGAGAAGUGCGCCAACCAAUCGAUAUCCCGUCUUUAGAGCGGUAUCUGAACCAGAAUGUUCCCGAAAUUAAGACCCCAUUAGAUGUGAAGCAGUUCAGCUUCGGCCAGUCGAACCCGACGUACCAAAUUACCGGCGCCGACAAGCAACGAUACGUCCUGCGGAAGAAGCCCCCAGGCAAGCUCCUCUCCAAGACAGCGCACAAGGUCGAGCGUGAAUACAAGAUCAUCCAUGCUUUGGGGCAGACAGAUGUGCCGGUGCCAAAGGCGUAUUGCCUAUGUGAGGAUGCGGAUGUCAUUGGGACACCGUUCUAUAUCAUGGAGUUUCUGGACGGGCGCAUGUUUACCGACCCUGCGAUGCCGGGGGUAGGUGCAGAGGAACGGAAUGCACUAUGGCAAGAUGCAGUCCGGACAUUGGCCAAAUUCCAUCGAGUCGAUCCCAAAUCGGUCGGGUUGGAACGAUUCGGAAAGCCAUCUGGGUUCUAUGACCGUCAGAUUGCUACCUUCUCCGCCGUUUCCCGCGCGCAAUCUCAAGCAGUGGAUGUGGACACUAAGGAGCCUGUUGGAGAGCUACCGCACUUCACAGACAUUGUGAGCUUCUUCUCCAACAAGUCCACUCAGCCGCGCGAUCGAGGAACCUUGGUCCACGGCGACUACAAAAUCGAUAACUUGAUCUUCCACAAGACUGAACCCAGAGUCAUUGGUAUCCUCGAUUGGGAAAUGGCGACAGUGGGACACCCCUUGUCAGACUUUUGCAACCUGACAAGCCCCUAUUAUAUGGAUGGCACGGAUCAUACGACUGAGACGUUCAAACCCGGGGUGAUCCCUGGUCUGCCCAUCCGCGAAGAGUGUGUGCGGUGGUAUAGCGAAUUGGCAGGCUGGGAUCCGACACAUGACAUUCUCUGGGGCGACUCCUUCUUUAACUGGAGAAGCUCCGUGAUCAUGCAGGGGAUCGCCGCGCGGUAUGCCUUGAGACAGGCCAGUAGCGCCCGGGCUCAAGAGUAUGCCAAAAAGACCAAGCCUUUUGCCCUGAAUGCGUGGGAGCGAGUGAAACGGGCGCAAGAAGAGUCGCAGCAGAAGGGGAAGCUGUAG